UACAUCUGUAGCUGCUAAUUGUUUCUCUCCGAUGUCCUUACACUUCUCCCCCAGCUCAUAAUACUCGGAAAAUCAAUCCUGGGUCCAAACGAGAUAAUUGACUCAACAGAACAUUUGCUUGUAGAGAGCCGGUAAGUUGAUAGGCUGGGAAACAUUGCGGUAGAGAAGGCGACAGAUCUCCUCCGCCAGCCAGGCUUCUCUCAGCACUUGAUCACUGUGGUCUGCAGGAGUACCAGGCGAACAGGUUGUAGUGGUAGGUUGUCUGGAGUGUUUGUACCAAUGGCAGAUUAUGCUUGGUGUUGGGACUGGCGGGUGACUGGGAAAAGGGAAAUGUGACGGUUGUGUUUAGAUUUGUGCUCCUUCAAUAAGGGUGCCAGUACCAUGAGUGUCAACUCGUCGUCGUGGAACGCGAACUUGACAGUGGCGUACUUGGAUAUUCUCGGAUUUAUAAACGGAAAAAGCGGGGAUGGUCGUGGAAAUCAGUCAUCAUUUACACUGUCCGACUUCAACAAACCCACCGCCGUCGCCAACUACAUCAUCAUCCUCAUCUUCCUCUUCCCUGUCGUCGUCAUGUCCAUCAUGUGCUUCCUCCGGAUCAGGGUCAACAUGAUCAGCCGGAGGGACAAGGGCUACUGGAGACAGAGGGAAUACCUGUACAGGGUCCACUCUCUAGCCUCUGCGGCCCCGGUAGCUCCUGAGCUCUCCCAACCACUGACCAAUGGCCAUUUGUCCAAGAGCGGAUCGUGCAGUUCUCAGUCGUCUAAAAAAUCCAAAGAAUCGGACAAGGUUAACGACGAUUCUAUCAAAUCUGUUUGAUGCCAAUAUACAACCUCAUGUCGUGUGUAAAUAUUCUCAGCUGACAUCAUCGUUCAUAGCGCCUCACUAAAACAUGAACCUAAGCUGUCUGCCUGUGGAUUUGAAUUUUAAUUUCGCUAUAUUGUUUUAAAGUUAAAUGUAGAAAUAUUUAAAAAAGAAAGAAAAUCAAUUCAAACAGUGAUAAAACCUUUAUAUACUACCUCAAAAAACGUUAAGGACCCGAUAUUUUCAUACGGCUAUAUUUAAUCUGUCAUGACCAUGACUAUUUAUUUUUCAAAUUUAUAAACUAGUUUUGCCUGCUGAAAUAACAGACUAAUAACAUGGUUGGUGAGGUCGAUCAGGUGCCGCAAUUCGCUCCGCAGAGUUGCGUCCCUUAGACGUGCGUGAGUGUGAGUGAGUGAGUUGGGUUUAACGCCGCUUUUAACAGUAUUACAGUUAUAUCGCGGCGUGUCAGC
Messenger RNA from Haliotis rufescens (red abalone), 1271 nucleotides. RefSeq lists its product as uncharacterized. The record is from RefSeq and is a predicted model, not a curated record. NCBI's taxonomy places the organism in Eukaryota, Metazoa, Mollusca, Gastropoda, Lepetellida, Haliotidae. The transcript is spliced from 4 exons. The coding region runs from base 382 to 816 and encodes 144 amino acids.